AUGGCGCUGUUCGAGCAGGUGGGUUCCCUUCUCGAUUCUUUCCUAGACGUCAAGAUGCGCUUGUCCCAGAUCCUAGCUCUACCUGUCGUCUAUGCCACAUCUUCAUACCACGACAAUGCUGGAGUCCUCCAAUAUGUCAACCCUAAGAUCGGGACUUAUGGUAUCACACCAAAUGGCAACGGUGGCAUGAUCCCGUCCGUCUCACCACCUUUUGGCAUGACCCGAUGGACCCUACAGACCAGGGAGAAUUUCAUCUCACAAUGUCCUUACAAUGAUAUGGAUGGCUACAUCCACGGCUUUCAGGCUACGCAUCAACCCGCUAUCUGGAUGGGUGAAUCUGGACAAGUCGUUUUGAGCCCGGGACUGGGUGAGGUGGAGCCUUUGUUCGAGCAGCGAGCUCAUGCUUUCUCGAAGGAGAACGAAAGGAGCACAGCGUACGUGUACGAGGUCGAGUUCUCGGCGGAAAGCGUUCAGGCUGGUGCAAAUCUGACCGAGAGCAUCUAUUCACCGGUGCCUGGCGGUGCGCAGCCUGUGCCAAGUGAAGUCAGCGAAGGCGCAAACGGACGAACUCGACGAGCAGAGGCUGCUAGCGAGCCUACAGGCUCACCACAUUGGCCAGCCGGGGAUGCAUCAAUCUCGGCGUACCACAACGCCACUAUCAACGCUGCUCUGACAGCAACGUCUCAUGUUGGCUUCCUUCGACUGGACUUUCCCUGUAACGAGCAAAGUCACUGGCCUGCUGGCAGACAUCAAGAUACGCCUUAUGUGUUUAUACAGGCUACGAGGCAGAACUGGACUGGCCACAUUGAGAUCGACGAACUGCACAGAGAAGUUUCGGGAAGCAAUCCUCAGCGUCAAGACUAUGCUCUUGGCCCAUAUCGUGCUCCAGGGUUCAGUGGAUACUUCGUCUCCCGCUUCUCGCAGCCCUUCGAAUCGUUUGGAACAUCCCUUGGCAGCGAUAUGACAGAGAAUGCUGUCUCGGGCUCCGGGGAGCAUCUUGGCGCAUACGUGAGGUUCGCAGCUAAUACUAGCCGUGUCGAGACCCGCACAGCAGUCUCGUUCGUCAGUAUUGAGCAAGCACGGCGCAAUCUAGACUUCGAAGUCCCAGAUGAUACCACGUUCGAACAAGUAGUGGAGAGCUUGAAGCAAGCAUGGCUCGAGAAGCUGGGUCGUGUGACCAUCUCAGGCGUCAAUCAGACAGACUCUGAUCACGAUCAGCGCACUGUCUGGUAUACCGGGUUGUUUCAUGCUCUCCAAUACCCCUCUGACUUCUCGGAACCGCUGACCGCGGACGGGUUGACGAUCACGUAUUACGAGGGUUAUACAGAUAAUGUGCAUACAGCGAACGAUAGCUACUACCAGAGCUGGAGUAUCUGGGAUACUUAUAGAGCGGAGCAUAGUCUGCUCACUAUGUUUGCGCCGGAAAGAGUCAAUAGCAUGAUGCGAAGUCUGCUGAAGAUAUAUGAUUGGAGUGGACGUUUGCCUAUGUGGGCUAAUGUAGUAGAGACGAACAUCAUGAUCGGCAGCCAUGUCAACGCCGUGCUAGCCAACGCACUUCAGCGAGGCUUCACCACGUUCGACGUCGCUAAAGCAUGGGCGGCUGUCAAGAAGAAUGCUUUCGAGCCUCCAAUAAACGACACGGAAUUCCUUUACUACGACCGUGAAGGCUAUACUCCAGAUGAAGUCUGCGCAGGUCUAACGGCCUAUAUACCCAAAGGCUACGUCCCUAACGACCAGUGGGCCGAAAGCGGGUCUCGUACUCUCGAUUACGCUUUUGACGAUUAUGCCGCUGCUGUCGUUGCAACUCACGCAGGAGACGAUAGCACAGCUGAGAAGCUGAUGGAGAGGAGUCAGAACUACCAUAAUAUCUACAACGUCAAUACAACCUUUAUGGAAGCUCGUAAUGCAAACGAGACCUGGGCGGGCUCUGAUCAAGGCUGGACAGAAGGAGACGACUGGGUCUACACUUUCAACGUCAUGCACGACGUUGGUGGUCUCGCAAACAUGAUGGGUGGUCGAGCCAAUUUGAAGCAGAAACUCGACGAGCACUUUGUUGAGGGCCACAACGAUCAUACAAACGAACCGUCCCACCACGUUCCAUACUUGUACGCUGCGAUAGGCUACCCAGCCUCAACACAGAAUCUGACUAGGGACAUUGCAUGGGAGAAUUACAACGCUACGUCCGCCGGUCUCAGUGGGAAUGAAGAUCUGGGUCAGAUGAGCGCGUGGUACGUUUUCUCUGCUUUGGGGUUCUAUCCUGUUGAUCCCGCCAGUGAUGAAUAUGUCGUUGGUUCGCCUUUCUUUGAGAAGGUGAGUAUCACGUUCCCUGCUGGUGCCGCCACGGGUGGGAUUGGUGGAGAGGAGAGUGAGCUUGUUAUUACCGCUAUUGGUGCACCUACGAUGCCGUUUGUGAAGGGGUUGUGGGUCGAUGGUUUGGCGGUCGACAGGCCGAUGUUGACGCAUGGGCAGAUAGUUGGCGCGAGGAAUAUCACGUUUGAGAUGGCUGAUACGCCGCAGAGUUGGGGUGGUUCAUAG
Molecule: messenger RNA, 2535 nt
Organism: Recurvomyces mirabilis
Lineage: Eukaryota; Fungi; Ascomycota; Dothideomycetes; Mycosphaerellales; Teratosphaeriaceae
Exons: 2
Coding region: 1-2535 (844 amino acids)
Biological process (GO): glycoprotein catabolic process; protein deglycosylation; protein quality control for misfolded or incompletely synthesized proteins
Cellular component (GO): cytosol; nucleus
Molecular function (GO): peptide-N4-(N-acetyl-beta-glucosaminyl)asparagine amidase activity; carbohydrate binding
Source: RefSeq, a predicted model, not a curated record